This is a messenger RNA of Spirometra erinaceieuropaei, 702 nucleotides long. The record is from the annotation of a GenBank genome assembly. Lineage: Eukaryota; Metazoa; Platyhelminthes; Cestoda; Diphyllobothriidea; Diphyllobothriidae.
AUGCUUGAGCUCGGCAUCAUCCGACAGUCCGACAGCUGCUGGGCAUCACCCCUCCACCUUGUCCCAAAGAAGAGCGGUGACUGGCGACCGUGUGGUGACUAUCGGGCAUUGAACUCUGUGACUGUCCCCGACCGGUAUCCCGUCCCGCACAUCCAAGACUUCACUCUUUCGCUGCAAGGUAAGCGAAUAGUCUCCAAGAUUGACCUUGUGCGCGCCUACCACCAAAUCCCAAUCGAAGCCAGUGAUGUGCCGAAAACCGCAGUGACCACUCCCUUUGGGUUAUUCGAAUUCACUCGUAUGCCCUUUGGACUGAGGAAUGCCACCCAAACCUUUCAGCGAUUCAUUGAUCAGGUUCUGCGAGGUCUCGACUUCGUCUACGCCUAUAUUGAGGAUUUGUUAGUGGCUAGUUCUGACGCUGCUGAACACGAUAUUCAUCUUCGACAACUCUUCGAACGACUCGACUCCUUUGGCGUUGUAAUAAAUGCUCCUAAAUGUGAGUUUGGAGUCCCCAGUCUAAUCUUCCUGGGUAACGAAGUGAACUCAAAUGGAAUAAAGCCCGUCCCGGAAAAGGUUUUGGCCAUAUCAUCGUUCCCCGUCCCGACAACCAUCAACCAACUACGCCGCUUCUUGGGGAUGGUGAACUACUAUCACCGUUUUCUUCCCCAUGGUGCCACAUACUGCAGCCUCUCAACAGCCUUUUGA